Molecule: messenger RNA, 807 nt
Organism: Symbiodinium pilosum
Lineage: Eukaryota; Dinophyceae; Suessiales; Symbiodiniaceae
Source: the annotation of a GenBank genome assembly
AUGGCCCUAGAACUCUCUUAUUUGAACACCUUUAUCGACGUGAAGGAUGAUUUUGAGGAUAUGGCAGGUUCGAGGUCUCGAGCCCAGAGCUCACCUCCAUGCAACGGUCGGCGCAUCAGCUUCAGCUUCUUCAGCUUGCCAAGCAGAAGCGAGGAACAGUCCAUGCGCAGCUACGUCAGCAGCCUGUCCCAGAAGAUGACGGACGGAUUCACAUGGCUUCAGGAGGAUGCGGAGACCCCCACCAAUGAUUUCCCCGCAUUGAAUACGGACCGUGGUAGCGACAGCCCUGAAAGUCCUGCUGACUCGCCUGCCCAACGAGAGGUCUUGCUCAGUCAGGGAAGUUUGGGGCAUCCAGAGGUGUGCCGGCGACCAUGCAUCUUCAGGGCUCUUGGGGAAUGUGAAAAGGGGAAUGCGUGCGCCUAUUGCCACAUGGAUCACUUUGGGAAGACGCCCAAGCUCGACAAGAGGCAGCGCACAAUCGUCCAAGGCCUCAACCAGUCGCAGUUGUGUCGGAUCAUCCUGCGCUUCUGCAGCAGCAAAGCCGAGAAGGAGGGCUUCCUUGACGAGGCAGCCGAGGUCCUCGCUAUCUUGGCGGAGGAAUCUGCAGGUGUGCAGCCACUGCAGUCCCUUCCUUUGUCGGACCGUGACCUGCGCAAUGUCAGCAAGACACUCUCGCGAAUGAGCUUCUCCAACUUGAUCGGUCUCGCCACGCGCCAGUCUGCUAACUCGGCAUGGAACGACGCGUCCGCCGACCGCUUAAAUGCUUCCUUGGAGCGCCUCCGCCUGCACUUCUUGCCAUCACACUGA